Molecule: messenger RNA, 660 nt
Organism: Myotis daubentonii (Daubenton's bat)
Lineage: Eukaryota; Metazoa; Chordata; Mammalia; Chiroptera; Vespertilionidae
Gene: DYNLT4
Product: dynein light chain Tctex-type 4
Biological process (GO): microtubule-based movement
Cellular component (GO): cytoplasmic dynein complex; cytoplasm
Molecular function (GO): dynein intermediate chain binding
Source: RefSeq, a predicted model, not a curated record
AUGGCUGGUAGGCCUGUGCCCCCCGGACGCCAGGAGGAGGAGACUGCCAAAGACCCCGGGUUGAAACUGUCGCUGGUCCGGCCUCCGGGCCAUCUGCCCAGCAUUGAUGAGGCCCGACCAGCAGGUCCGGGCCCAGCCUCCCGCCGGGGCUCAGUGCUGGGCCCGACUUCAUCCUUUUCCCGCCGCAACUCGCUGGCUGGACCGGGCAUGGGUCCUGGGGGCCGGCGACCAUCCUUGGGCCCAAUGCCGCCUUUAGGCUCAAGGAUCAGCUUCUCCGGGUGGCUCCUGGCACCUCCUCGGCGGAUGGCACCCUCAUAUCGCACUGAGCCAGCGCCUGGGGAGCGCUGGGAGGCCACGCGAACACAACAUGCCCUGGAGGAAGUGCUGGCCACAGGACUACAAGACACAGUCUACUCUGGCACCAAGGCAGGGCCCCUGGCGCGGGAGCUGUGCGAACUGGUGCACACGCGCCUGCGAGAGCUCAGCCCGCCCCGCUACAAGCUGGUGUGCAGCGUGGUGCUGGGGCAGCACACGGGCCAGGGCGUGCACGUGGUCAGCCGUGCGCUCUGGGACGGGGCGCAUGACGGCCUGGCCUCCGCCACCUUCACCAACGCCUCGCUCUUUGCAGUGGCCACGGUCCAUGGGCUCUACUACGAGUGA